This is a messenger RNA of Megalobrama amblycephala (Wuchang bream), 727 nucleotides long. RefSeq names its product lymphocyte antigen 6B-like. The transcript has 4 exons. The record is from RefSeq and is a predicted model, not a curated record. NCBI's taxonomy places the organism in Eukaryota, Metazoa, Chordata, Actinopteri, Cypriniformes, Xenocyprididae. The coding region runs from base 112 to 471 and encodes 119 amino acids.
CACAAGAACAUUGCCUUCUACGUGGGGAGGACUUUACAUGGUUUCCCAACAAGCCUUAACAGACAUUAAAGGAACGGAAACAUUGUGAUUUCAUUCUGUUCCUGACACAAGAUGGAUCUGCGAGUCUCUGUCGUUCUUCUUUUCAUUUUUCUCACUGGAGGAAAUUCUCUCAGGUGUUACUCGUGCUUACCUGAUUCGACGGGUUCCUGUAAAGCAAAAGUGGAAACAUGCCCAGUUGGAUAUUCUAAAUGUGCGAGGAGUGUACUGGAACAAACAGUUGGUUCCUCUAAGGUGUUCUUCACAUCUAAAGUGUGUGCAGAUAAGUGUGUACCAGGGAUCCAUCAGAUAGAUGAAGGGACGUUGUCUCUCCACUGCUGUGACACUGACCUUUGCAAUGCAGCAGAUGGAGUGUUUAAGGGAAGCUUCCUCCUGCUCUUCUCUCCUCUGCUCUUCUACUUCCUGUUUCAGUGAGUCCAGAUUCAAGACUUCAGAUUCUAGUGAAGAUCAGCACAAAAACUGAAUAUGAGACACAAUUGAUUUAAUUUACUGAAUACAGCUUGUUUGUUGCUCUGUUGUUCUUUGGUUUAAGGAACUAAAAAAAAUUUAUUUACUGCAUCAGCACUAACAGAUGUAUAAAUGUAUAAAAGUUAUUAUAGAAUGUAAUAAAGAAUUAAGGAAACAGAGUGUGCUAAACUGCUGUAAUAAAAUAUUUAUGUAUUAGCCUACA